AUGGCACAAAAAAGAGGCGAAUAUGCUAGAGCUAUGCGAAGAAAAACUCGCAAAUUGGAGAUACGCACCGAGCAAGAAAGAAGAAAGAGAGAAUAUAAACGCGAUGAAAGGGUAGAUAAAAAAUCAGAAAUCGCACGGAUGAGAAUCGAAUAUCACACGAAAAUAUUUGCCUCGAUGUGUCCGGAUGAAAUCUUGGAUCAUUACGACGAUUAUAAAACUCGAAUGUAUUAUACGACUUUAAUGCUUGGCGAUGUGUCGGGUUUCACAGACCUCGCCGAGAAAUAUACUAAAAUUGGAAAAGGCGGACCAUCGAAAUUGUCAGAGACAUUGAACUCUUAUAUCGGUGCUAUGGUGCAAGAAAUACUUUAUCACGAAGGUGACGUGUUGAAAUUUUCCGGGGACGCGUUCAUAGUGAUGUGGAAGCUUCACAAAGGGAUGAUGAUGCGAGAUUUGGCCGUGACAGCGAUGCAAACUGCUUGUAUCAUUCAAAAACACUUUGGAACUUACGAAACUGAAAUUGGAGUCACUCUUAAAGUAAAAUUGGCAAUUGCUUCUGGGAAAACAUAUUUCACGUCUAUCGGAGAUCCAGACACCAUGUCUCACUACAUUAUCACCGGAAAACCGGUGUGGGAUGUGAAAUUUGCUGAAGGCCUUUGUCGAGGAGGUGAUAUCAUAGUAGCUCCCAGUAGCUGGCAAUGGGUGAAUCCGCACGAAUAUAUCCAUGAAACACUUCCCGAUGGUAUACACACUCUUAUUAUAACUUGCACAGCCUUAUGGUAUCAAAUUAGGGAAGAUGAAAUGACCGAGGAAGAGGAGGAAUACAUAGUAGAAAAAUACGAUCCAACUAUCAUAGCCAGAAUGCAUUUAGAGGAGAAACCUGAAUUGACCGAAUUGCUGACCAGGCAACGAUACGAGCAUGAAAAGUUCGAGGACGUCGAUUUCAGCUUACGGCCUAAAGUUAUAAAAGCGGCAGAAAGUCAUCUGAAAGGAGCUUUAAAAAGUUACAUGUUGAGACCUGUCAUUCGUUCCGUGGAAAUGGACGAACCAUUGGAAUAUCUAACCGAAAUGAGACAAGUGGUGAUUCUCUUCAUCAAUGUGAUCACCAUCGAUGUGUACAAAGAAGCGUUAGUCAAUUUAGUGAAUAUCGUUUAUAAACUUGUAUGCCAGAUCGUCGGUGAAAUGCACGGAUGCGUGAACAAGACGUCCCUCUUCGACAAAGAUUUGAUGUUCCUCUGCGUGUUCGGUUUAAGAGGCGAUAAGCACGAAUUAGAGUCGCAGAUCGGUUUGAAAUGCGCGUACAAAUUAAGAUCGAUUCUCGCGGCGAUGAAAAAUAUUAAAUCUGUGACCGUAGCUGUGACCACAGGGAUGACGUAUUGUGGAGUAGUUGGGCAUAUUUUGCGAAGGGAAUACACAGUGAUUGGAACGUCGGUGAAUAAAGCUGCGAGGCUUAUGGUAGCGUAUAAGGACAAGGUAAGAAUUAGCGGAUCUUUAAAUGAAAGCAAGCCUGUGAUAACAAAGCCGGGAAAUAUGCGUAGACAUUUGAGUAUCGAUCCUGAGGAAACUAAGAUCGCCGUUUGCAACAUUUCAAAAAGUUUCACGUAUGGGGAGGAAAAUUCUGAAAUUACGAUGGAUGUUAUGAUAUUGAAGCUUUUCGAUUCAUUGACACCUCUUGAUCAACUUAUUUUGAAAUAUGCUUCCGUGAUCGGGGAAACUGUAAAUAGACAGAUGUUAGAAAGUUUAAUGGCCAUCACUUCUAAAAGAGACAUCGGUCUUGCUCUUAUGAAACUCUUCGAAAUACGAAUCUUUGGCUGCGCAAUUGGGGAUUUUACCAAAACUAAAGGCCCUAUAAUAUUUAUCAAAAAUAUACGAAAUAAUAACUCAGAUGUCUUCUGCAAGUGUAUUGGCCUUACUAUCCCAGAUGAAUUGAAAGAUUUGCCAAAAUAUGCUUCUUGUGGGUUGAUAAGAUUCAAAAUGACGAUGUUCCGUGAAACUACUUAUCGAUUACUGACAGAAAAUCAGAAAAUAGAGUUGCACAAUCAAGCAUUGAAAUAUUUACAAUAUCAUACAAGACGUUGUAUUUCUUGCGGAGAAGGUCGAUUCGUAAAAUUAUUAGGAGAAAUAUCGAAAAUAGAAGAAACAAAGAAAAGAAUAACAGAGGUAGAUGAGAUAUUCGAAAAAGAUGUUUAUGAAGAGAAAGAUAUUGAAGAUGAAAAAAAGAAAAAAGGCAAGAUAUUUCUUACUUGUAUGAACAUAUUUCGAACUAUCGAAAGAAAACCAACACUCACAUUUUCGGACUUGGAUUUUUCCAAUUGCCUAUGUGAUCUGAUAUUGAUGACUACGUAUACUCAAAUGCUUGAUCAUUGUCGUGGUAUUGGAAAACUGAACGUAAUACUAACUGCUCUUUUAGAAUUUGCAGAAAUUUGUAUAAUUUCUUUCAAUAUACCGCAAGCUAGAAAGCUUUUAAAAGAAAGCGAAGAUGUCCUCGAAAAGCUACUUGAAUCGAACGAAAAUGAAAUAGUCAUUUUCCCCUAUUUUGCUGCAAAAAUACAAAUUCUUCAAGGCCAAUGUCUUCUUGAAACCGGUUCCAUUUUUGAAGCUGAAGAAUUAUUCGAAAAGGCAAUGUUCAAUUUAGGGUAUAAAUUUCCAAAACUUGAAAUGAUGAUCGAUAUAAAUUCGAUAAUGCAAUUAUUGAAUCUGAAAUUAAAAUUCGUUUUUAUGAAAGAUAUUAAAUAUUUCGAAGAGGAAUAUCAGGAUUAUACUAAACAAUUAGCAACAUGUUUGAUACAAAUGUUUAAACUCUACAGGAUUAAAGGAAUGAAAAAGCACGCUCGUUUAGCAGCAAUUUGGAGUUUGAACGCAGCUUUGGAUCUAUCUAUUAAGGAUACACGUACUCUCUGUAUAUCGCUCAGCAAUAUGUUAAUCACUGCACAUAUGUAUCAAGAUAGAUAUAUCAUACCUUAUUUAGAAGAGAAGGGUAUUCUUAUUUCUAGUGAGAAGACAAGAUUACUCGAAGCUCAGGAAUUGAAAGUGAUCGCCCGGCUUUAUGCGGCAAUAUUUUUUUCUCGAUGGUUAAGAGCAGACUGUGCGAAAGCCAUCCACAUUGGUUUCAUUACUAAUAGAAUAGCCACUACGAUUGGAUCCACAUCCUUGAAAAUAUUAAUGCUACCACGAUUAAUUCAUUUGUUAUUAUCGUCUUGCCGACUCUCGGAAGCAAUCACUCAAUUAAGAGAAUUGGAAUUUGUAUCCCAUGAUCAUUUUGAUAAAUCUGGACGUACUUGGUACUAUGCACUUUGCGCUGACAUUUAUUUAGAUACUGGAAUGUCAAUUAUAUCUUUUCAAAUUUGCGAACAAUAUUUUCUUCAUGAGGGCGAACGAAUGAUAAAUUUAUACAAUCCAGAAGCAGAAAAUCGAUAUUUCAUAUGCAUGUGGUUAUGGUGCAUUAGAACUGAACAAUGGGAUGCUGCAAAAGUAUGGAGAAAUAGAUUCAUAGAAACCCCCAUUAUGGAUGAACAUAUAGUAGUAGCAACAAUAACUUUUUUAAAAAAACUCGAAGGGCUAUUAAUUCUUUAUGUGCAUAAAUUAAACACCAGAAAUAUAGCUGCAACUAUUACUAUGAGAGAAAUAAAAAAUAUGUUUAAAUAUGCAAAAAAAGUGACCAAGAUUGUUAUAAUUACAAUUCCUAGAUAUAUGUUAUUAAAAGCAUAUUAUUGGAUGAUAAAAUCACAAAAAAGUAAAGCAAUAAAGAUGUUAAAAAAAGUAAAAAAAGUAUGCGAAAAAAUGGAAAAUAAAUUGAUUCUUAUAUGGGCACAACAUUGUGAAAAGGUUUGGUUAAGCGGAAUUUCUCCUCUACAUACAGAAAUGUGGAAAGAGAUCUCGAAGAUAAAUAAGUGGGAUGAAAUCAAUGCAAAUAAUUCACAUAUGAUACUUUUUACUUUUCCUCUGCCAAACUAUCUUUUUUUGUAA
Molecule: messenger RNA, 3963 nt
Organism: Apis laboriosa (Himalayan honeybee)
Lineage: Eukaryota; Metazoa; Arthropoda; Insecta; Hymenoptera; Apidae
Exons: 23
Coding region: 1-3963 (1320 amino acids)
Biological process (GO): intracellular signal transduction; cyclic nucleotide biosynthetic process
Cellular component (GO): cytoplasm
Molecular function (GO): adenylate cyclase activity
Source: RefSeq, a predicted model, not a curated record